Mangifera indica (mango) is the source of this 584-nucleotide messenger RNA. RefSeq lists its product as uncharacterized. The transcript has a single exon. Lineage: Eukaryota; Viridiplantae; Streptophyta; Magnoliopsida; Sapindales; Anacardiaceae. Bases 65 to 394 code for a protein of 109 amino acids. The record is from RefSeq and is a predicted model, not a curated record.
UCAAGCGACUCAUAAACUUGAGCCAUCAUUAUCUCUUCUUAUUUGUUCUGCGGUUUCAUAGAAAAUGAGUUUAGUGACAAGAAAUGGAUACACAAAGAUGGACAAGGAAGAUCCAGAAGAGUUGAAGCAUCAACGGGCUCAGUUUUUGAUCCACAAAGUAUUAGAGAAAGCUGAUCACUCAAGCUCUCGAAGAAAACCCUCAUUUCUGAGGAUCCGAUUAUGCAGACUAAAGCUCAAAAUUGGGAAGAGGUUUAAGAAGCUAAGGAAGAGCAUGUUAGUAAGUGGCGUACGUGCAGCAAGAGUUAUGACUCAAUUCAAGAUGUGGAAGAAUGUCUUUUUUGGCGUCGGAGACACCAUUUCCCCUCUUCCUGACCCUCAUAAUUCCUUCUCUUGACCUUUUCUGCAAAAAUUAACACAGACAACGUGUUGGGUUGCUGCGUUCUAUAUAUUUUGAUUUCUUCUUGUUGUCGUCAAGCAAUAACGAGGCUAUAUAUAUAUAUAAAGCCUCUUUAACAAUAUGUAGAGAAAGAGAGCAAGGUUUCUGUCCUCCUGCAAUAUAAUUAUUAAUUGUCCAUUUUCAGAGA